AUGGGUGAACUAGAUAAAACAAUAAAUCAAUCUGGUGACAAUAGUAUAUUAAACUUUUCAAAAGAAAAUAGUUUAUCAUGGGGAAGAUUAUUAUCAAUCAACCCAGAAUUUCCCCAUGUAGAAAUUCAAGACGAUGAAUGUCUUUUUGGAAGAAAUCCUGCAUGUAAUGUAGUUUUCAACGAUAAAAAGAUCAGCUCAAAACACUGCAGAGUUUAUAAAGAAAAAGAAGAAAGUAGUGUUGAUCACAGAUUUUAUUUAGAAGAUUUUAGUUCAAAUGGUACUUUUGUAAAUAGAAAAAGAGUUGGUAAAGGUAAUAUUGUACCAAUUGUAAAUGGAAAUGAAAUUUCAUUAACCACAAAUAUUGAAUCUACUGAUCCAACAAGAAUUAUAUAUACAUUCCAAGAUUUAGAAAAACUAAGAAGAGAGGAGCAAGAAGAAAAAGAAAAUAGAGAAAGUGGUUAUACUCAAGUCGAUGAUAUUAUGGCUGAUGAAAUUUUAAAUAUGUCACCAAUUAAAAAGACACCAAGCAACUUAGAAAAAGAUUUAGUUAAUAAUAAUAAUAGUGAUAGUAAUAGUAAUAGUAAUGAUAAUACUGAUAGCGAUGUUGAUGUAAAUCAAAAAGAUGAAGAAAUGAAAGAUAAAGAAAUAGGAAAAAAAGAAAAUAAUGAUAAUAAUAAUAAUAACAACAAUAACAAUAACGAUAAUGAUAAUAAAAAUGGUAAUGAUAAUAAUAAUAAUGACCAAUUAAAAACACCAACUAAAACACCAACUACUACUACAACUUUAUCAUCAACACCAACAAAACAACAACAGGAUUUAGAAGAAAGUAUGGGUGAAAAUCUAAUUUGUGGUAUUUGUCAAGAUAUUAUUCACAAAUGUUUAACUCUUAUCCCAUGUAUGCAUAAUUUUUGUGUUUGUUGUUAUGGAGAUUGGAGAGCAAAAUCAACAGAUUGCCCAUCAUGCCGUUUAAAUGUCAAAAGUUAUCAAUCCAAUCAUCUCAUUAACAAUCUUAUAGAAUUAUAUGUAAAAAAAAAUCCUGAAAAGGCUAGAGAUCCCGAAGAACUCAAGUCAAUGGAUGAACGUUGCAAAAUUACCGAUGACAUGUUGAAGAAAGGUUUACUACUUAAAUCAAAAAAGAAGUAUUACGACGACUAUGAUGAAGAUGAUGAAUAUUACAGUGAUGAGGAAGAAGAUUAUGAAGAGGAAGAAGAAAAAUGUGUCCUUUGCCCACCAAACCCUACACAAACUACCUCGGGCUAUACCUGCCCAGCACAAGAUGCUGAGCACUAUAAUUGCUCAAAUUGUUCACAGUUGUUCCCCAAACAAACUCCUGAACCACCUGGUAUUAGAUGCGAUUCAUGUAAAAUAAGAGUAUUUUGUAAUUACUAUAAAACAUGUCCAGUCCCAAAUUUCAACAGAAUGAUAGACUUACCAGUUGCCUUUAUCCCACAUACCACUUUUGGUGGCAAUCAAUUCGAACUUAAAAUUUUAAACGACUAUUUAACAAAAAACAACAAAACUGUCAAUCAACUUUAUAGAGAUGUAUUAACCGAUAUUGACAACAAAAAACUUGUAAUUCCAACCAAUUCAAAUAUUUUAAUGCCAGAUAGCCCAUUAAGUGAUCAAUUCAGAUGUCUUUAUUGUGCACAAGCACUUUUCUCCAAAUUAUUAUUUUAUUACCGUAUGAACAUUCCAAAAGCAGAUCUCCCAGACUAUGCUGUUAGAGACAAUUGUUAUUAUGGCAAAAAUUGCAGAACCCAAUUCUCAAAGUUUGACCACUCAAAGAAAUUAAAUCAUAUUUGCGAACAAACCAAAUUUUAA
Dictyostelium purpureum is the source of this 1821-nucleotide messenger RNA. RefSeq lists its product as uncharacterized. Gene Ontology annotation, cellular component: nucleus. The record is from RefSeq and is a predicted model, not a curated record. Gene Ontology annotation, biological process: protein ubiquitination; mitotic cell cycle checkpoint signaling; ubiquitin-dependent protein catabolic process. The transcript is spliced from 4 exons. Gene Ontology annotation, molecular function: ubiquitin-protein transferase activity; protein binding. Bases 1 to 1821 code for a protein of 606 amino acids. Lineage: Eukaryota; Evosea; Eumycetozoa; Dictyosteliales; Dictyosteliaceae.